Messenger RNA from Arvicanthis niloticus (Nile rat), 308 nucleotides. NCBI's taxonomy places the organism in Eukaryota, Metazoa, Chordata, Mammalia, Rodentia, Muridae. The record is from RefSeq and is a predicted model, not a curated record.
CCGCCGAAAGCAUGCCGCAUGCCUUCAAGCCCGGGGACUUGGUGUUUGCCAAGAUGAAGGGCUACCCGCACUGGCCGGCCCGGAUUGAUGACAUUGCUGAUGGUGCCGUGAAGCCCCCACCCAACAAAUACCCCAUCUUCUUCUUUGGAACGCAUGAAACGGCCUUCCUGGGACCCAAGGACCUGUUCCCCUAUGACAAGUGCAAGGACAAGUACGGAAAGCCUAACAAGAGAAAAGGCUUCAAUGAGGGGCUCUGGGAGAUCCAGAACAACCCCCACGCUAGCUAUCGUGCACCUCCGCCUCUGUAA